This is a messenger RNA of Juglans regia (Persian walnut), 1495 nucleotides long. Its product is annotated as probable pectate lyase 4. The record is from RefSeq and is a predicted model, not a curated record. The coding region runs from base 87 to 1208 and encodes 373 amino acids. NCBI's taxonomy places the organism in Eukaryota, Viridiplantae, Streptophyta, Magnoliopsida, Fagales, Juglandaceae. Gene Ontology annotation, molecular function: pectate lyase activity. The transcript is spliced from 5 exons.
CAUUCAAGACUGUAACAACGCAAAGAGACAGGGAGAGCUUUCGGUUCAGUUUCAAGUUUCAACUAAUCUAGAAACGACUACAAUUAAUGGGGAACGCCAACGGCCAUUCGCAUACACACCGUUACGGCUCCAACGCUCCGCCUCGGUCUAAAGAUAGUCCGACCAAUCACUCUGCACAAAUCCCCAGCUCCACUACUCCUCACGCCGACAACAUGGUCUGUUUACCUUAUGCUCACGUCGACUCCAGCCUCCGUGCCCUCGCUGGCCAAGCUGAGGGAUUCGGCCGCCUCGCCAUCGGUGGGCUCCACGGUCCCCUUUACCACGUUACCACCUUAGCAGAUGAUGGGCCAGGAUCACUUCGCCAAGGAUGUCGUAGCAAAGAGCCACUUUGGAUUGUCUUUGAAGUUUCGGGCACCAUUCACCUCUCUUCUUACUUGGCUGUGUCGUCUUAUAAGACCAUUGAUGGCCGGGGCCAAAGGGUUAAAUUCACAGGGAAGGGGUUGAGGCUGAAGGAAUGUGAACAUGUAAUUAUAUGCAAUCUGGAGUUUGAAGGCGGUAAGGGUCCUGAUGCUGAUGGUAUUCAAAUGAAGCCUAAUUCAAAACAUAUAUGGAUUGAUCGCUGCAGCCUCCGUGACUACGAUGAUGGACUUAUAGACAUCACCCGAAAGAGCACUAAUAUUACUGUUUCUAGGUGUCACUUUUCACAGCAUAACAAGACAAUGCUCAUUGGGGCAGACCCUUCUCAUAUUGACGACAGAUCCAUCUGUGUGACCAUCCACCAUUGCUUUUUUGAUGGAACCAGACAGCGGCAUCCUAGAGUUAGAUUUGCCAAAGUACAUCUGUACAACAAUUAUACCAAAAACUGGGGCAUUUAUGCUGUUUGUGCCAGUGUAGAAUCACAGAUAUAUUCCCAAUGCAAUAUAUAUGAAGCAGGGCAGAAGAAGGUGGCAUUUAAAUAUCUCACAGAGAAGGCAUCUGACAAGGCAGAGGCAAUGACUGGCUGCAUAAGUUCUGAAGGGGACUUGUUCGUGAGUGGAACUCAAGCAGGGUUGAUGACCAAGAGUGCUGACCAUUGCAUGUUUCAUCCAAGUGAAUACUACCCCACUUGGACAGUGGAACCUCCGACUGCUGAUCUUAAGCACGUUCUCCAACAUUGCACUGGAUGGCAGAAUGUUCCGCGACCAGCAGAUCAGAAGGUGGAUUCUUAGUUGCAUGGAGUGAUGGUUUAGUAGCUGAGCAGCCUAAUUCUACAUGUCUGUAAUCUUGACCUUGAUAUUUGCUAUGGUGUGUGCCUUCCACUUGGUGAAAUGUAAUCAUUUUCUUAUUUGUAUUUUUCAGCUCUUAUAUUUCGCUGUUUCUUAAUUUUUUUUGUUAGUUAAUGUUUCAGUAUGCUUGGUCCUGUUUUGAACUUAUUAUCUCUGCUCAUGUCAUUGAAACUGAAAAGAAAAUUAGCUGUUGAAAUAACAAUUUGAUCAAAAGAGUUAAAAAAUUUUCA